AGUAUUUUCAAUUUUCAAAUUUGCCCACCGCUUUUAAGUGAUAUUAUGUUGUAGAUCUAGCUAACAUCCAUCUAUCGCUUCACUCCUCAGACAAACAAGAAAAUACACAAACAUUUUCCGCUGUGCUUUCUCUCUCUCUUUCUCUCGCAAUGCCAGCAACUGAUGCAGCCUUGGAUCUUCGGCCGGCUCCGCACUCGGCCUUCUCCAUUGGAGAGUACACAUUUGCGGAUGCUGGAAACUUGGAGCACUGUGCGAAGUACUUGAACCAGACGCUCGUUACCUUCGGCUUUCCAGCAUCUCUCGAUCUCUUUGCCAAUGAUCCGAUUUCGAUCGCUAGGACUUGCAAUUGCAUUUAUUCAUUGCUUCAGCAGAGACAGCGCGACAUUGAAUUUAGAGAGUCUGCUAAUGAACAAAGACAACGAUUGUUGUCGGAUAUAUCAAGACUAGAGGCCAAAGUUGAGAGGCUUGAGGCACAGUUGCAAGCUAAAGAUAGAGAGAUAGCAACAAUUACCAGAACGGAAGCCAAAAAUACAGCAGCCUUUAAGGCACAGAUUGAGAAGCUACAGCAAGAAAGGGAUGAAUUUCAAAGGAUGGUGAUUGGGAAUCAGCAAGUGAGAACUCAACAAAUUCAUGAAAUGAAGAAGAAGGAAAAGGAGUACAUAAAGUUGCAGGAGAGACUAAACCAAGUCUUAAUGGAGAAGAAGAAGGAAUCAAGAUCAGGAAUGGAAAUAAUGAAUUUGCUUCAGAAAGAAGGGCGGCAACGUGGAACUUGGAAUGGGAAGAAGGCAGAUAAUGAUUUCUACAAGAAGAUUGUGGAUGCCUAUGAGGCAAAAAAUCAAGAAUUGAUGGCAGAAAAUGCUGAUUUAAGAGCAUUAUUGCGAUCAAUGCAGGUAGAUAUGCGUGAUUUCUUUAAUGCUCCAAAUGGUUUGUCAAAGCAAUCCUUGCCUGUCAGUGAAAGACAAGAAAAUGAUCCCUCACAAUCUCCAUUGGGUGGGAGGACGGAUGUCUUUGACCUUCCUUUUCACAUGGCUAGGGAUCAAAUAGAAGAAAGUCUUCGCACUAAGAUGGCUUCUAUAAAGGAGCGCAUGGUUCAAUUACAAGAUGCACAAAAAGGUGCAGAAGUCACUUCUGAAGCAACAGAGAGGGAGCUUGAGCUUGAAGCUCAACUUGUUGAAGCAAGGAGCAUAAUCCAGGAGCAGGCAUCCAUUAUGUCCAAACAUCUUGCUAAGGCAGAGAGACCAAGGGAAUCUAUUAUUUCAUCACCAGCUGAGGUUUUUCUUGUUGAGACUUCAUAGACUGCAGUUUGUUUAGGAGUAGCUUAUAAUGGGCUUGCAAUCAUGGGGUAUAACUUAGGGAGCCCAACCGCCAUGAAUUUUCGGAUUAAGAUCAACUGAAGUUGGUUCGUUUUAAGAGAUGCGUGGAAGGGAGUGAGCAAGCAUGUAAAGCAUUGAGUCCCGUAUGGUGAAUUCGGUUUGUAGCAACUACAUUAAGGCUUUCUUCUAAAGCUGUAGUAUUAAUGUAAUUAGCAAGCAUACAGUUGGUUAGUGAGAGAGAUUUGUUUAUCCAUUGUAUCAAGCUGGUUAAUUAAAAGAACAGCGCCUAUCCACACACAAACACAUGCUUGCAAGUGCAGCUUAACUCCUGGUUUACUUCUAAAAGAUGGCUACUUUCAUUACUUUGAGUCUGAAACAGUGAAAUUAAAACUUAAUUUCAUAUUCUUAAUGGAAAAUGACAACCGGAAGGUUUAACACUGUUGAA
Theobroma cacao (cacao) is the source of this 1758-nucleotide messenger RNA. The record is from RefSeq and is a predicted model, not a curated record. Lineage: Eukaryota; Viridiplantae; Streptophyta; Magnoliopsida; Malvales; Malvaceae.